UUUGAUGAUGAUGGCAGUGGUAGUUGUGAUGGUGGCUUGCCUAGAGACGACAAUGGGUCCCAUUCUUUUUAUGUUGAAGGUAUGGGGGAAUCUAUGCCAGGCAAUCUGGGGUAUUCAUCAGUGGGGAAUGUCUUGUCCCCUAGUCAGGCGUCCAUGAAAAGUCCUGAUGUUAGGCCUCUCCAAUGUUCAGAACUUACGCAUUUUACCAGGGAGGGCUCUUUAGAUUCUUCUUUUAAUUUCUGCUCUUCAUUCAUGGAAUCCAAAGUUCAGAUAGAUACAUAUAACUUAUCUUCUAACCAACAAGUGGGGAACAAGGACACCAUCUCAUUUUCACAUCAUAUAGAUGACUCUCCUUCCUCCAAGUUCACACCAAAUAUUUUGUUGGAUAAGAGCACAAUUGAUCUUGCAAAAACCCCCUGUUUAAGUUCUUUCAACAUGUCAUGUGCAAUGCCUCAGAUGGAGCCUAGUAAACCAAGCCCGUUUAAGAAUCAAUACCUCAUGAUUCAAGAAGCUUGUGAUGGAACUAGCAUGAUUGCUUAUAAUUUCAUUGGCCGUUUGCUAGAAGAGUUUGCAAAGAGUGAAGGCGUAGACUUAGAUUGGUGCGCUAAUUUAUAUCUUAGUACCCACUGUUCAAUUGAAGAAGACCUUCCUGAAGUUGAACAGACUCAUACUAAAGCGAAGAGAAGCGAUUCAGUAAUUAUUCAAGUUUGUGAAGAGUUAAUACCUUCUCUCUCUGAGAGUGGAACAAAGAGACUUCAACUGCUGCUGGGAUUGUGAUUCUCCAGGGAUUUUGGCUGAUCUGAAUUAGCUGUUGAUCUCUGGGCAGCCCCAACAACAGCGGAGCAACCAGAAUUGAAUCACUUGAGUUCAUCUUGGGGCAAAAUGAAGAAGUGGUAUUGCGUUUGAGGAUGUUCAUCCGAGGCAUUUUUGGCGACACUAUAAGCGUGCAUGCAUCCAUUAUGACCCCAGAAAACACAGAACUGCUUCAGAAGGAAAUUUAUGCUUAUUCUUACUCUGAAGAAGAUAAAGAGUUUAAGCUUCCGAAACUGUUGAGUUCACUGGUGAUGAGGCUACGAAACGGAAUUUAAAAUUGCUGAUCAGGUCUCUGAGCUUACCAUGAGGCAAAGAUGUGAUUGAAAUUAGGCGACAUUGUAUCGGUUUCGAUCUGUUCAUAUUGCAAAGUGCAGAGUGUUAGAUGAAUGGCUCUGAUACCAUGUUAGAUGAACACGACUCUCCACAAUGGAAUGAUAUUGUCACUUCACAAUCACACUCUUGAUGGCAGCGGACUUGCGAUUGUGCGGCACUCACUUUCCAACGACAAGUGAGCUAAACCAAUUUGUUCUUAUGUCGCCUACGACCAAGCGACGUAUGCUCGAGUCUCUGACCUCGGUUUAAGAAGUUUUAGAAAAUGAGGGCAGAGAGAGAUUUUGA
This is a messenger RNA of Cucurbita pepo subsp. pepo (vegetable marrow), 1431 nucleotides long. The record is from RefSeq and is a predicted model, not a curated record. NCBI's taxonomy places the organism in Eukaryota, Viridiplantae, Streptophyta, Magnoliopsida, Cucurbitales, Cucurbitaceae.